UUGGGAUCGGCAGAAUUAUGCAACAGAGACUCCAAUACUGGAUCGAGUACGCAAGGAGGUUCCAGUACACAAACGGACGCCGCAACUUAUAGCGCUGACAAUGCUUUGCGACACCCCUACUUGAAGCAGGCCGUCUACCUAUUGGAAAUGCUCUUGCACAACUGCUCAGAAUAUCCUGUAUGUCUGGCUCUGGUGUAUGACGAAUUAGCUCACAUCUUUGAAAACACGAACCUCGAUCAGCGGUUACAGCUUUGGAUCAAAGAGAGCUGGAUGGUCGACUUUACGGAUCAGUACGUGUCGGAUAUGGACGAACUGAAUGAGCUGGUGACCGUCAUGGCACGAAAACAAAAUGUAUUCCUUAAACCGGGUUUAUGGAUGAAUUUGGAUGGCGAAGAUGCUCAGAUCGCCAUGAAAAUGUACGAGCUGGUUCUCAUGGAUGAUGAGAAAAAACGACGAAGUCUCGUAGUACCUCUGUGCUCGAUCUUCAAACUCAUUCAAAGCUGCGAGAAGAAGUUGAAUAACGGUGGACUAGAAGAAAUUGAUGCGCUUUUAGGCUGUGGCAUUAUUUUAUUCAAUCAAGAAACCGAGGAGGAAAUGAUCCGUAGUCUUGAUCCUCGAGAAUUGGAAAAUGUGUGCGACUUGCUGUUUUACACGAUCAACUGGUUCCGGGAAUUGUUGAAUGCAUUUUCCACUUUGUCUGACGAUGAAGUACAUCAAAAACUAUGUCUACGCUUGAAGAAUAUUCUCGCUCUCGAGACCAUGCUUCAAAGUUUUAUCACCUACGUUCCCCAUUACCUGCCCCUGGAGAUGCAUUCAUCGUUGUCAUUUAAAGAAAGCAAGGAAAUGACGGGAGUCUCAUUUCCAAAAGCGGAUCCACGGUCCUCUACUCAAGUGGAUGCUGAUGCUUCCGACGGUGAAGAAGGUACACCGCGGCCUUCUACCAAAAAAGAUACGAGCAUAAGAUCAAGUACAGGGCGAUUACCCAAGUUGGCCGAGUUGAAGCGUCAUAUGCGUGCUUUUAAUAUCAGUGUGUUGAGCCUGUUACAGGUGAACGAUGCGGGAGAUGCAAAUGGCGAUGCUGAAAACAAGUUGGAUUAUGCUUGUAUCAAUUACUUAUUGAGCGAUCUGAACGAGAAAUUGGAUAUCAAGGUUGUACCGGCACCCGUUCAUUUCUUCGGAAAGAAAAAGAUGACAAACAACAAAAAGCACAGCGUUUACAAUGCAUUGCUGCUGGCCCGUAUGGAUGCCCCCGCCUUUAUCAAGCAGAUUAUACAAUAUGUUCCUUUUAUGCUUCAGCGACUGGAGAUGUUGUAUGAAGACCUUCAACUUCAGGUGUACUCGGGACGUAUCAAUCAGUCGGAAGCAUUGGCCCACUGUGUUGCGUACAUUUUUGAUAUCUUGCUAAAGAUGCUUUCGUGGCCGGAAAUUGAAAACCCAGAAAACCGUGAUGUUCUACAUGCCUUAGUAAAUGCUAUCGCAGAACGCAUCAUGAUGGAAUCUGUUCAUCAACCGUCUUUCCAAAAAAUCGUCGUGGAAGCCUUCCAAUACUUGUGUCGAUUUGGGGAGAACAUGCCCCAAGCGCAAACGGCAGUCGUACUGUUCAAGCUUUUGGAACGUUUGCGAGAAUUAUCAGGUGAUAUCGUUGAAUUAAGUAGUGGCGGCCAUAAAGUGGUACAAGGAAUAUUGUCCACCGACUGGUUUGAUUGGCGCAAUAUCAAGAAGGAUAUCCCGUUCUUGAUUGAACGUUCCAUCGCAUUGAGUGAUGAUCCUGCCGCGGUACUAUAUAAUUACACCACGGAGAUUCUACCGGAAUUCGAGCGACAAGGGGGUUUUGAGCAAUACCCACUCUUGCGAACCGAAACGUUGGUCGACUAUUACCAGGCUAUUAUUAAUCAGACCAUCCAUUUACUUCGGACCUUGCACGAAAACCCGGUGGAUCCGGAACUUAUGCUUACUCAAAACGCACGGAUCGUCACGGUCUUUGAACGCACCAUUCAUUGCAUCAAAACAAAAGAAGAACGCUCACUGUUUGGUGUGCUACUGAGAACGGCGCGUUCGUUUAUCGACGAGUUUUCCAAGCAUUCUAUUCCGUUCUUUACCAGUAUUUUCAAAACAUAUCGGGAACCUAUCGUUGGCAUAUUCAAGGACUUUCAAACAAGUACCCGCAUGUUACAAGUUAUCUGCUCGCAUGUCAAAGCGCUCAAAGACAGUCAACUGUCCAGUUACGUACCGAUGCUUAAGAAGGCUUUAGAGACCGUCAUUUUCCAAGUCAAAAUGCUACUCACUGAAAAUAAUGCACCAGCUGAUGCAUUUUUCUUGGGUGCAUUGAAACAUCGUGAUAUUCGUGGUGCGGAGAUCUCGUCUCAGCUUCCUCGUGAGGAGACUAGUGAAUCUGAAAUAGAAGAAGACCAGCUGGCGGAAGAAGAUUCGUCUGCAACCACUCCCGCAGAGAGUAGACCAAGCAAACCUGCCCCAGCAAAGAGACGAAAACGCCCUACCAAAGAAAGCCCAAACUUGCCUGACAUUCGCACAACUAGUCAGGUGCCUUCGAGUUCUGACGAAGACGAACAAGAUGGAUUCCCAGUGAUGCCUGACGAUAUCUUGGAUGAUGACAAAGAAGAAGAAGUUGAAAUGAUACGAGCAGCUAAACGACCCAUAGAAAUCAUAGAGGACGACGAUGAUGAAGAGGAAGUGAUCGAGUUUGAUCUUGACGACGAAAAUGAUGAAGAAGCAGAAAAAGAAGCCAGUCCAGCGCCGGUAUCAUCGGUGGAAUCCGCGUCAAGGAAUACAUCAAAGGUUGUACCGUCAAAUCCUAUUAAACGACCGAGACUGGGGCUGGGACGGCCGAAUCAGCGCUCCAAUAGAGUCUUCAAUCUGUCACGUCGUCCAUCAUCCAACAGCGACGAUGAAUAGAUAUACCAUCAUUAAUAUCUGUAAAACUACUUGUCACAUUAACAGAGUAUCGGCAAGCACCAUCCGGAAACGGAAAAAAAAAACGGCCGGAUUGAAAUGCCGAUGCUCUGGUUUCAGAAGAACAAUUACGCUUUAUACUGAAAAUAUCAACUAUGGGGAGACAAUGAAGUAGAUGAUUUUAUUGAUAUGGAACUGAAUGGUGCUGUGCUACAGCUAGAGACAUAUUGCAGAGUCGUGGUUUAAGGAAAAUUUUCUGUCAAGUGAGACGACAAUUAUGCUGGAGGGUAUCCUAGACUACGAAGGACAAUCAACUGUCUGUCCGUGCCGACGCGUAGGAACCCUUUCGUUUGGAAUGCAGAACGGGCGGUCUAGGGUGUAACCAUUGGCGAACCAUGUAAGCAAUAAAGCAGUAAGCCAUGCAGCAACAUACAAGACACUUUGCGAUGAAUCUAUAAAA
Radiomyces spectabilis is the source of this 3370-nucleotide messenger RNA. Its product is annotated as Fanconi anaemia protein FANCD2. Gene Ontology annotation, biological process: double-strand break repair involved in meiotic recombination; interstrand cross-link repair; homologous chromosome pairing at meiosis. Gene Ontology annotation, molecular function: DNA polymerase binding. Lineage: Eukaryota; Fungi; Mucoromycota; Mucoromycetes; Mucorales; Radiomycetaceae. The transcript is spliced from 14 exons. The record is from RefSeq and is a predicted model, not a curated record. Bases 148 to 2913 code for a protein of 921 amino acids. Gene Ontology annotation, cellular component: condensed chromosome; nucleus.